Molecule: messenger RNA, 1665 nt
Organism: Sesamum indicum (sesame)
Lineage: Eukaryota; Viridiplantae; Streptophyta; Magnoliopsida; Lamiales; Pedaliaceae
Product: 11S globulin subunit beta-like
Molecular function (GO): nutrient reservoir activity
Source: RefSeq, marked provisional
UACUAAUCCCAGCACCUCCAAACAUGGCUCUAACUUCUUUACUUAGUUUCUUCAUUGUAGUUACGCUUCUCAUCCGUGGCCUGUCUGCUCAGCUUGCAGGUGAACAAGACUUUUAUUGGCAAGACCUCCAGAGUCAGCAACAACACAAGCUCCAGGCCCGGACGGAUUGCCGGGUCGAGAGACUCACGGCGCAAGAACCCACCAUCCGGUUUGAGUCCGAGGCCGGGCUCACCGAGUUCUGGGACAGGAAUAAUCAGCAGUUCGAAUGCGCCGGAGUUGCUGCUGUCAGGAACGUUAUUCAGCCCAGAGGCCUGUUGCUGCCGCACUAUAACAAUGCACCUCAACUUCUUUACGUAGUCCGAGGGAGGGGAAUUCAGGGAACGGUGAUUCCGGGAUGCGCCGAGACAUUCGAAAGGGAUACCCAACCGAGACAGGAUCGAAGGAGAAGGUUUAUGGAUCGGCACCAGAAGGUUCGGCAAUUCAGGCAGGGCGACAUUCUCGCUUUGCCGGCUGGUUUAACUCUCUGGUUUUACAACAAUGGAGGGGAGCCACUUAUUACUGUUGCACUUCUCGACACCGGCAACGCAGCCAACCAGCUUGAUCAGACAUUCAGGCACUUCUUUCUCGCUGGAAACCCGCAAGGCGGAAGACAAAGUUACUUUGGCCGGCCGCAGACGGAGAAACAACAAGGUGGAACCAACAACAUUUUCAAUGGAUUUGACGAUGAAAUUCUGGCAGAUGCUUUCGGUGUAGAUGUACAAACUGCGAGGAGAUUGAAAGGGCAGGACGAUCUGAGAGGUCGUAUUGUGCGAGCCGAGAGGCUUGACAUUGUCUUGCCGGGUGAAGAAGAGGAGGAAAGGUGGGAGAGAGAUCCAUACUCUGGAGCAAAUGGCUUGGAAGAGACCUUGUGCACGGCCAAGUUGAGGGAGAACUUAGACGAGCCCGCACGGGCCGACGUUUACAACCCGCACGGCGGCCGCAUCAGCUCCCUCAACAGCCUAACGCUCCCUGUUCUCAGCUGGCUCCGUCUUAGUGCCGAGAAAGGAGUCCUUUACAGGAAUGGCCUGGUGGCGCCGCAUUGGAACCUUAACGCGCACUCCAUAAUCUACAUAACACGAGGUAGCGGUAGAUUCCAGGUGGUCGGCCAUACCGGCCGGUCAGUGUUUGACGGCGUGGUGAGGGAAGGGCAGCUGAUAAUAGUGCCACAAAACUACGUGGUGGCGAAGAGGGCAAGCCAAGAUGAGGGCUUGGAGUGGAUCUCAUUCAAGACCAACGACAACGCGAUGACAAGCCAACUCGCCGGGCGGCUCUCCGCCAUCCGGGCGAUGCCAGAGGAGGUAGUCAUGACUGCGUAUCAGGUUUCCAGGGACGAAGCCCGGAGGCUGAAGUAUAACAGGGAGGAAUCCAGGGUGUUUAGUUCCACAUCCAGGUACAGCUGGCCGAGAUCCUCCAGGCCGAUGUCGUAUAUGCCUAAGCCCUUUGAAUAUGCUCUGGAUGUGAUCAAGUCUAUGAUGUAAGGAAAUGUGUAUGUAUUAGACAAGUAAAUUGUGGCCAGUGUCGGAAUAAUAGAGGGGCGUGCCCUUCUAUUUGCAGUAGAAGCUUGUACGUUGCGGAUCCAAUGUGGUUUUCUUCGUGAGAGUUAAUAAAACCAGUGUUCCAAUCUAA